CCUGGCUAGUGUCAGGGGGGCGGUCCUCCGAGUUGGGCUUCUUGCCGCCCUACCCUCUCCAUCACGAUGCGGCCCCUCGUGCCUAAAUUUCAAGGAAAUAGGCCUCAGAAAAAGCCCUAGACCCUAGAGGUACGCAGGGUAACCACUCGGCUCCUAAAGCCCACAUAGAAAAUGGAGCCGCUCCAGCGCCAGGCGCCAGCGUCUGCACCGCUUUCCGCCGCGGCCGCCGUACAGGCGAGGCCGCUCGGCGCCUCCUCCCGGCUCCCUCCAGGAGGCGCUGUAGGACCGACUCACGGUCCAAGGUGCGGCCGCCUCCGGAGGGCCUCCCCGCAGGGGCUAUGGAGCACCGAGAAAAGCAACCUCCACGGCUAGAGAGGCAUUUCCCAGGAGCCGCCCCGGUCGCCUCGCGCGCGCCACACACUUCCGCUUCCGCCUCUUUUGCCGGAAGUUGCUCUCAGAGCUAGCGUGCGGUCUUUGUCAGCUUCCACCAUGGCGUACCGCGGCCAGGGCCAGAAAGUGCAGAAGGUGAUGGUGCAGCCCAUCAACCUCAUCUUCAGAUACUUGCAAAAUAGAUCUCGGAUUCAGGUGUGGCUUUAUGAGCAAGUGAACAUGCGGAUAGAGGGCUGUAUCAUUGGUUUUGAUGAGUACAUGAACCUCGUAUUAGAUGAUGCAGAAGAGAUUCAUUCUAAAACAAAGUCAAGAAAACAACUGGAAAUUUGGAGAGCAGGGAAAGCUUGGAGUCGGGCACAGUUACUCUUUGCCAUCUUUCAGGAAGUCCUGAGCAUUUCAUAUGUGAGAAAACAAAUGAUGGCCAGCUUCAGUUGUCCUCAUCCUGGCCAAGGAGCUCCUACAAAAGUUUUGUUAGACUUCAUCAACUCUGGAACAGUCCCACAGGACUCAGCACACCCCAGAAGGAGCUGUGAUGCCGAAGGGGCUGGUCAAGAAUCCAGGGGCCAACACGGUGGAAGAGAGAUGCAGAUCCCAUCGGUGAUGUGUAUCAUGCGGCAUGUGGAGCUGGGCACAUUGUGUCAGCUGGUACCAAGCAGGGUACAGCCGUAAUGCCAGCUGAAGAUUAUUUAUCCUGUUGUCGAGGAGCCUUGUCACGGCUGCCCCACCCCAGGCUGGCCGGAGCCGAAGCUGACCCGCCCCAGAGCCCCGGAGCCCUGCCUUCAGCCUCAGCCAGGUGGACCUGGGGACAGUGGCUGGGCUGUUUACUCCCCGUCUCUCUGUGGGGGCCCCCAACCCCGCCCCACCACUGACCUUACUGCAUUUCUCACCCUCCUUGUCACUGCCACACCUUUUGUCUCUCUGGGCCAUCUCAGCCCCUGGGCCUCCGGACUGUGAUCAGCCCUCCUGGGGACCAAAGCCCAGGGUCAGAGAGAAGAAGCGCUCAGGCACGUCCCUACAGCAGCCUUUACUCCCAAGUUCUGAGAGCUUUCCCAGGCAUGCCCUGGAAAGGAAACCAGGGCGGGAGGAAUGAGGUUCCCUAGAAAUAUAUUUAGAUUUCCCAGUGGAGGGACGAGUGGGAGGGUGGAAGGCAGGACUGUGAACUACACUGGACAUUCCGCUCCCCUCUGUCCCCAAGGCACGGAGGCUCCUGCUGGAAAACAAAAAAUCCUCCCUGGAAAAGAAUGGGAAAAAGAAAAUUCUUUUACCCACCAGUAAAUCUCCCAGGGCUGUCCUGGGCCAGGGAGAUUAAUUAUAUUACUAUUUGUGAUAAUAAUACAUCUUAUAGCAUACUCUAAAACAUUUUUACUGAUUUCAUUUUGCUCACCCGCAUGACCUCAUUUGUCCGGAGCGAUGAGGAAGGGCAGAGAUGAGCUGUGUCAUAAACAAGAGGGCUGGGGACAAGUCAAAGAGUGCCCUGCCUCGCCACCUCAGAUCAAUUAUGCAUUUCCUUAUGACAAUGUGGGGGUCUCCUCUGGGAGGUUGUGACUUUCACUUGCUGGGUUGAAAUCCCCUGGUAAGACUUCAGGGUGAUGCAUCGAUACCCCGGCAGGGGAUUCAAGGUUUCCUACCUCUUUUAAGCGGCAGGCCCCUCCUGGGCUUGCCAGUGUCUUGCUCUAGAGAGCAGUACCCGCUCAGCGUGAGCACUGCUACCAUUAUUCCACGCCCACUGUGUGCCAGGGUGUGUGGCCAGAGUUUACGUGAAUUACCCUAUUGGAUUCCCUCAAUAAAUCCCAGUGGAAGCCUCUCUGAUGACUCUUAUCUCUCAGAUGAGGUGACAGGAUCAGAGAAGAAUCUGCCCUAAGGUCACACAGCUAGCAAGAGGCCAGAGCCAAGAUUUAGACCCAGGACCUCCCAGACUCUGGAGCAAAUGCCUGAACUGAAAGACAUCCUGUGGCACAUCCUAUGGCACAAGACUAUUCCCCCGAGCUAAUGUGCCACCUGGUUAGAGUGGAGACAUUGAAAAGAGAAACCAAAGGUCAGCAAAGAUGAACUCAGCGUCAGAGAACGUGGAGCUGGGGUCCCUCCCAGAGGGCCUACUGAUGACGACAGAGUACAGGCGAGGAAAUGGGGGCCCACAGAGACCCGAGUGAUUUGCCCUAGACCAAAUGGCAGAGCUAGAACGAGAGCCCGGGUAUCCUGGCUUGCAGGUUCCGAGCUGUCCCCUCAGCCCCCACGGCCUGCCGUGUCAGAGGCCGUCAGCAGGAUCUAUGGUCAUCACCCCGCUUCAGCCUGGAAAGAAACUUCUUGGAUUAAAAAUAAGCCCCCAAAACACAAGCAAAGAAACAAGCAACUCCUCAAGUAAUUGAUGAGAUCUCUGAGUUAUGCUCCUAUGAGUAUCCUCAUAAAUGCUUGAUACGUUCAACUCAUGUGGUCCCCUAACCACAGCCCUCCAUCCCCACCCCUGCUGUGUUGGAACUAGAGCAAGAAACACCCAGACUGGCAGCGGGCCUCAGCACCCAAACGGAGCUUUGGUUUGCGAUCUCAAUCUGGUACGGAAGAGACGACUGUCCUAGCUGUAGCCCUGGAGUCCAGUGACCUCCAUCUCACUGGUCACCCCUGCCCCGCUGCUGCCUGCACUUGCACCGGGGCCAUUUUCUUAACUACGCAGGUCUCCAGUCCCUGGGGGUCUGUGUCCGGAGAGCAAAGAAGCCACACCCGCUUGGCGAGACCUGGGUGGGGGUUUUAGCGGGGGCGCCGCAAUUCUGAGUGAGCCGUCUGCAGACUUUGGCUGGAAAACUAGCUCUCAAGAAAAAAAGGUCCUGAUGUGUAGAGACUACUAAUUUUUAUGGUGUAAAAACUGCUACAGUGGCUGAUUGCAAGUUACCAAUGGAUUUAACAUUCCUGAACAUUCAGCACCUGGCCUUCGUGAACGGGCAUGAGCUGGCCCCAGCAUACCAUUGCCCCUUGCUAUGCUGCCCACCUUUGGCUCCCAGAUGUCCUUGAUGCGGGGGCAGAUUUUAGUUCCGUCUCAGUCCCUGGCAGGUGUCUGACAAACAGUCUAGGAAAACCAAAUCCCAGACAGUACAUCUCCCCAAGCUCCCAGGUUCCAGCCACAGGGGAAAGAAGCAAACAGUGUAAAGCCUUGAUGUCUGAAAGGGUUUUUCUUCCAAGAAGUUCAAAGCAGUUGCUGUGUCUGAUCUUACCUUAUCCUCUCAACACCCUGGGAAAGUGGGGAGAUGGCAGGAAUGAUUUUGGUAUCCCUUCCUGAAAGAUGGGGACACUGAGGCCCAGAAAGCUUUGACAGCUUGGUCAAGGUCACCAGCAGUUUGGAGCAGAGGCUGGAAUGGGAAGCUCCAUCCUGCCUUUCGUUCUCAACCUCGUGGCCCCUUCCCCCACUCUGUUGUCUCCUGACCCCGCAGAGCAGGCAGAUGCGGAUGGAGAGGCAUAAGAUCUCGCUGUGGUUUUCCCAGACGGAUCCCAGGCCGUACUUCCCAGCUCUCCCAGUCUCAGACCACACACCCUUAGCACCUCCAGGGGAGCUGGCCCGACAGGCUUCCCUUGGGGUUUUGCCAGCUCUGUCUCCGCUCAUUAGCAGCUCUGUUUCCAGGUGGAUCCACCAUGGGGUCAUUAAGGCAAUAAACAAGUUCCCGAUUGUCGGUGGGCUGGACCUGGCACCCCCCCCUCACCCCCCCCCCCGCCCCGUUCCCUGCAUUGUGUGGAGUUCCAGCGGGCCCACACAACCCCCGAAACAAUGCCUCACUUCCUCCCAGGAAGCUGCAGACCCGAGCCAGUCUCCUGGGCUCGCCCACGUGCUCUGGCCAAGCCAUUGUGUCCAAGACGGCCGGGUCCAGCCAUUCCCAUGACCAGGGUAAUUACAUCCUCUCUGCCGUCCAAAAGUAGGAGGGCAAGGGGUCGGGGGCCAAAGAGCCAUAGCUCCCCAUGGCUCCCAAACCUCCCAGUCCCUGGCCAGCAGGCCUGUGGUCCCUGAUGACCAUUUGGAUUCCAUACCUCAGCCUCUCCCCGGAUCAGGGGUACAAAGAAGACCCUGGAAACACAUGUAGGCUGGAGCCCUAACCAAGCUUCUCAGCCCUCCCGGCACCCCUUUCUCUCUCUGUUUGGCUAGGAUUGUUCCCUGUGUCCCCAAAGUGUUCUUGUAUAUAUCCCCAGGGAGGGGCUGAGUGGUGGCACAGAAUAGGGCCCAUCAAUAAUGUGACCAACAAGGCCAUCCGGCUUUGCAGACGUUUGUCUGGUGGAGAGGAACGCUGACCAGCCCAGGGUGUUCUUUCUCAAGGGAGUCUAAUGGGUCCUCAGUGGGGCCUAUGCCACCAUCAUGGCCAAUUUGGAUUUCUUUCUUUUAAACAGCUCUGUUUAGGAAUGAUG
Acinonyx jubatus (cheetah) is the source of this 4770-nucleotide messenger RNA. RefSeq names its product small nuclear ribonucleoprotein polypeptide E (gene SNRPE). Gene Ontology annotation, cellular component: U1 snRNP; U4 snRNP; precatalytic spliceosome. Bases 490 to 1059 code for a protein of 189 amino acids. The transcript has 8 exons. Gene Ontology annotation, molecular function: RNA binding. Gene Ontology annotation, biological process: spliceosomal snRNP assembly; mRNA splicing, via spliceosome. The record is from RefSeq and is a predicted model, not a curated record. NCBI's taxonomy places the organism in Eukaryota, Metazoa, Chordata, Mammalia, Carnivora, Felidae.